AUGGUGGCCCUGGCAGGCUACCUUUGUGCAUUGGUGUCCGUUCUCUUCUUUGGCAGCAACUUCGCCGACUGGGCCUCGGCGACUCCUGGCGCCAGAUGCAGAAUUAGAUCGGGGAGCAUGCCAAGCAUGAGGUAUGCAUUCACCUGGGCCAAGGUCGUUGCCAAAUACGAUGCUGGAGAUGGCAUGUUGUUUCAGCUCGUGUUGUGCUUGGGUAUCUGGAUAACCGGCCUUUGCGUGUUGCUCCUGCGGGGCAACCCUGCUUUCUAUCCUGUGGCGAUGAGCGGAGGCGCCAUUUGGUGCACUGGGAACUGUAUGACGGUGUACAUCAUCCGGCAGAUUGGCCUUGGCCCAGGACUUGUCACGUGGGGCACCACGGCUCUGAUCAUUGGCUGGCUCACAGGUUUCUUUGGGCUCUUUGGCUUGCCGAGUGAGCAGAGAUGUUUAGACAAGCCUUGGUUGAACGUGGUCGGUUUGGCAUUGGCGAUUGCUGCUUUGGGUGGAAGCACCUUCAUUAGGAAGACCCCAACUCCGAAGCCUCUCCUUGCUGAUGGCGGCCAUACAGAGGAGCCUGUAGACCCUGCAGGCAGAGCCUGGGAGAGGACCAAGGGUGUCCUUGCAGCAUUAGCGGCUGGAACUUGCUACGGUCUCAACUUCUUGCCGUCGACCUGGAUACAAAAUCACGUGUCCGCAUCCUCAAAGAACGGUUUGGACUACGUCUUCAAUCAGUUUUGCGGAAUUUGUGCAACCUCAAUUGUGUAUUUUCUGAUCUACUGCGCAUGGAGAGGGAAUAAGCCCCAAGUGAAUCCAGAGAUCUUUUUGCCUGGCUUCUUUUCAGGAGUGAUGUGGGCUAUUGCGCAGUCCUGCUGGUUUGUUGCUAACGUAGAAUUGGGCUACUCCGCUGCCUUUCCAAUAAUACUGAUUGGCCCGGGCUUCGUCGGAUCGUUGUGGUCAGUGUUUCUCUUCAAGGACCUUCCAAGGAAUUACUUGGUGCUGGCAGCGUACUUUGCGCUUGCUGCCGCAUCCUGUGCGUGCAUUGUAGCCUCAAGGAAGAGCACUUGCACGUAG
Messenger RNA from Effrenium voratum, 1065 nucleotides. The record is from the annotation of a GenBank genome assembly. NCBI's taxonomy places the organism in Eukaryota, Dinophyceae, Suessiales, Symbiodiniaceae.